AUGGCAGAUGCAAAUAUUUCGAAAAAUGAUUUGGAAAACGUGUGUCAAGCCCUGGGAAUUUCUACUGAAGGGGUAAAAUCCGAUCUUGUACAGAGAUUACGCAAACACUUGAAAGGAAAAAACCGUGCAUUUAGCCACGAGUCAGAGGAGUCUUAUAGAAGUGAAGGAGGCAAUUCUAAUACUCAACUACUUGAUGAUGGUUUGGAAACGACAGAAAUGCAGAACUUGAGUUCACAGGCAAAAACACUAAAAGAAUUAGCUUAUCAAUCUAGAAAAGGAAAUGCGACAGGAAUCCCACCCACCAGAGAACAAUCAUCCACCCCUAGCAUUCGUAGGUCUGAGCCAACUCAUGCACAAACAGAAAACAAAAAGAAACGACCAUUGCCAAACGAAGAGGAUGGAGACCAGGAUUUGAUUAGUAAUCAAAUGUUGAUAGAGUUUAAAAGGCUCGAAAACGCUAUGAUAAAUAUAAAUGAUAAGUUAAACACAGUUACGGCACAAGUACAAGAUACUAGACACAAAGUUGAAGUCAAUGAGGUAUGGCAAAAGCACAAAUUCGAAAAAGCUCGUGAUCAACACGAAUACGAUGCUCUAUGCAAAAUUGGGAAAGAAUUAGACCUUGCAAUGGAAUCAAGAAGCACUGUAGAGGUUGUAAAUCAUAUUGAUUUAGCACGAGAAAUAGCAGCAAAUCGCAUAUUCACUUUGAGAGUAGCAGAAGAAUAUGGUUGGGAUAUAGCAUCAGCUCUUCCUGAUACGCAAGAUAAUUGGUUGAAAGGAAAAGACUCAUUAAUAGAAAAAGCAAAAACUCUAGUAGAAGUGAAGAAAACCAAACGUCAGAGGAUAUAUGAGUCAUCAAAGUCAAGUAACUUUGGUCGUUGGAAUGAUGCAGAAAAAUUUUUUCGUACCAACUAUCGACAGAAAACAAACUCAUUCAACAAAUGUUAUAUCUGCAAUGGACUUGGCCACUAUGCAAACGAGUGCCCAUCCGAUCCAAAUAGAGAAAGUAGAAAAUAUCAUCCCAACUACCAAUCAAAAGGAUAUACAACUUACUACAACAAAUAUAAAAAUUAUGAAGACAGAAAUCGUGAUGAGAGAAAACUUGAUUGA
Acaulospora morrowiae is the source of this 1107-nucleotide messenger RNA. The record is from the annotation of a GenBank genome assembly. Lineage: Eukaryota; Fungi; Glomeromycota; Glomeromycetes; Diversisporales; Acaulosporaceae.